Messenger RNA from Pantherophis guttatus, 1338 nucleotides. RefSeq names its product sirtuin 2 (gene SIRT2). NCBI's taxonomy places the organism in Eukaryota, Metazoa, Chordata, Lepidosauria, Squamata, Colubridae. Gene Ontology annotation, cellular component: nucleus. The record is from RefSeq and is a predicted model, not a curated record. Gene Ontology annotation, molecular function: NAD+ binding; histone deacetylase activity, NAD-dependent; transcription factor binding.
UGUUGUCCCGCGGGGCUUUUCGGGGCUUGUAGUUUUCCUCUCAGCGGGCAACGGUCCGUUUCGAUUCUCGGCGGAGCGGCGUCGCGAACUUCCAUGGCAAGCCAGGAAGGCGCUGCCGCCAGUCCCGAAAAGGGCGCCGAAAAGGCCUCGAAGUCCUCGAGCUCGGAUUCUGAUGAGGAAGGGGGAGCUUCUGGCCAAACAGAAAUGGAAUUUUUGCGAAACCUCUUUUCCCGGACUCUGGGCUUCGGCAGUGAGAAGCCUGAGAAGGUGCUGGAGGAACUGACGCUGGAAGGCGUGACCAAUUUCAUGCUCACUGAGAAAUGCAAGAAUAUAAUCUGUAUGGUCGGUGCAGGAAUCUCAACUAGUGCGGGGAUCCCCGAUUUCCGCUCACCUGGCACGGGGCUAUAUGCCAAUCUGCAGCAAUACAAUCUACCAUACCCUGAAGCCAUCUUUGAGAUUGGCUACUUCAAGAAAAACCCAGAUCCAUUCUUCACCUUGGCUCGGGAGCUCUACCCAGGGCAGUUCAAGCCCACAGUCUGUCACUACUUCAUUCGCCUUUUGAAGGAUAAAGGGCUGCUGCUACGCUGCUACACUCAGAACAUUGACACCUUGGAACGGGUGGCCGGUCUGGAUGCUGAACACUUAGUGGAAGCUCAUGGCACCUUUUAUACCUCCCAUUGCAUCAGCUCCGCUUGCAGGAAGUCCUACAGCCUGGAGUGGAUGAAAGAAAAAAUAUUUGCAUCUCUCACCCCCAGGUGUGAAAAAUGUCAAAGCGUAGUGAAGCCAGACAUCGUGUUUUUUGGGGAGAAUCUGCCCCCUCGUUUCUUCUCUCUCAUGCAGUCGGAUUUCCAGAAUGCGGACAUGCUUAUUAUCAUGGGCACCUCCCUUCAGGUCCAGCCUUUCGCCUCUCUGGUCAGCAGGGUACCCACAAACACCCCACGUCUUCUGAUCAAUAAGGAGAAGACAGGAGAGAGUGAUCCUUUCAUGUCCCUGAUGGGCUUAGGCUGCGGGAUGGAUUUUGAUUCAGAGAAGGCAUACAGGGACGUCGCGUGGCUGGGAGACUGCGAUGAGGGCUGCCUGGCUUUGGCAGAGCUGUUGGGAUGGAAGAAAGAGCUGGAGGAACUGGUGGAAAAGGAGCACGCUCUCAUUGAGGCCCAAUCUGGACAGGCUGUGGGUGUCGGGGCAGGCGCUGGUUGGCAACCAGCCAAGAAGCAAGAGCAGAAUCCGUCUUUGGAGAACGAAAAGCCAGCUGCAAAGAAAGAAGAAUGAAGAGAUUAGAGAAGACUGAGGAACCCUACUUUUCUGAUUAUUAAAAAACCCACCUCGAUGUGAACGGGG